Molecule: messenger RNA, 1025 nt
Organism: Rosa rugosa (rugosa rose)
Lineage: Eukaryota; Viridiplantae; Streptophyta; Magnoliopsida; Rosales; Rosaceae
Exons: 5
Coding region: 25-894 (289 amino acids)
Biological process (GO): DNA damage response; DNA replication checkpoint signaling; replication fork arrest
Cellular component (GO): replication fork protection complex; nucleus
Molecular function (GO): zinc ion binding; DNA binding
Source: RefSeq, a predicted model, not a curated record
UAGCCCCAAAAUCAGAAGAGAAAAAUGGAGAAGCCAGCAGCAACGGGAUGCUACAAGUGUGGCCGACCUGGCCACUGGUCACGUGACUGCCCUUCCUCCGCUCCCGAUUCCAACCCAAACCCAAACCCUAACCCUAGGCCCGCCAAUCCCAAUUCCUCCUCUUAUGCUUUCAAGAACAGUACCGGUCCCGGAGCCGGAGCUUCCAAAGGGAAAAAGGUCUCGGCUCCGAAGACUCGGCCGAAGCUGACCCCGGAGCUGCUUCUCUCCGACGAUGGCCUCGGGUACAUCCUCCGCCAUUUCCCUAAAUCCUUCAAGUACCGCGGUCGCGGACAUGAGGUUAGGGAUUUGGGGAACCUAAUUGGGUUGUACACAGAGUGGCACUCUCGUUUGCUGCCGUAUUACUCAUUCGAUCAGUUUGUGCAUAAGGUGGAACAAGUGGCGGCCACGAAACGAGUCAAGAUGUCUCUUAGAGAAUUGAGAGAAAGAGUGGCCAGUGGAGGAGACCUAACAAAGUUGCAUGAACCGCCAGUUAUUGAAGAAGACAUUCCAAAUGACGAACACGAAACUUUAAACCCUGAGAGACCAUCUGAUCACCAGAAAGAUCCAUCUUCAGGGAACCAUGAUGAUGAUUUUAUGCAGGAAGAUAUGCUUAACGAAAUUUACGAGAAAGCCACUGAAGAACCACCAUUGCAGUGUGAUAUGGUCACUGCUAGCAUAUCUGCACCAGAUAGUUUUCAGAAAGAUUUAACAACACAGUUGCCAAAUACAAAUAAUGAAGUUGGUGAUUCCAGUGAAAAUCAGAUGACAGAUGAACAGAGAGCCAGAAUGGAAGCUAGCAGAUUGAAGGCACUUGAGAAAGCUGCAGCUAGGCGCCGCCAAUUGCAGGUGGCCUGAAGUUCCUUUGUGUUAAAUUAUUGUUGAGAUGUUUUGGAUGAUAAUUGUACACUUAUGGUUAUACACCAUCAGGCAUAAUGUAAUUUCUUGUUGUGCCCAUUUAUGAGUAUGAUAAAAGUUUUUAUUUUUCA